GACAAAGCAAAACUAUCGCCACCAAGUUAAUGGCUCGGUCAAGCCUCGCUUGGUUCGUUAUGCCUCACCGUCCCGUCCGUAUGUGACCCUUUCCCCUGUUUGAACGCCCCUCCUCAACAUUCUCUACACAUACAUUAUUGCGCUCUCCAAAGGAAGAAGACCCCGAGCAGACCACCAACAACCCAACAUCCGUGACCACGCCAAGACAGCUCCACCGAAACCAACAACUCAAACGGUGGUAAAUUAACUGAUUUCAAGCCCAUGCUCAGGGGUGCAAGGUUUAUAGGACAAAAAAAUGUCAUUUCCUGAAUGCAGAGAGUGAACUGACUGUGCUGUACAGAGGCUGAGACUGUUCCUCUGCUGGUUACGCGCUCGUCUUUCAUUGUAUUUAUAUGUGGGUGAGCAAGUGUAGCACCUCCCAGCUUCUUUGGUCAUAGAUCUGGUCUCCCCUUGUAGACUAUACACUUACUGUACGUACAACAUGCAUGUUAGAUUUAGCGCGGUCCUAUAGCUGAGGAGGGACCCUAGGCUUGUCCAAAGGGCCCCCUCAUUCUCACCACCAUUCACGAUCUCUCUCCUGUACUUCGGAUCGCAAGAUAGUGCUGAAACAUGCCGAGACACUUGCAGUGCAGCUCGGUUCCAUCCCAGGUCGGCGUGGCGGGUUCUGUUUUUUAACUGGAUCUACUCUGGGGCAUGGUCUGCCUCACCACAGCUGAAGAGAACUAUUGCAAAUGACUUAAAGGUGCAACGAGUAGCAAUAACUGCCCAAUAGCGAGGUGAAGAAUACAGAAGAUCUAUACACCAAUAUUCAAAUCGAUGUUCGAUCAAGCCACGAAUAUGGGCGAUGAGAUCGCCGAGGAUCGCAACAACCACCGCCUUGGAUCCAACUCUCAGUGCCGUGACCGGAUAAACAAAUGCCAUACCGAACUUGGGGGCAGGUCGCCGGUGCAGAGCACAACCGAUACCCCGGGUACAUCGGCUUCCACCCCGACCUCCUCCAGUGAAGACGGACAUGAUAAACUUUUAGGAGUGGACCCAGACUACUGCCGGAGGAUUUUAGUUCGAGAUGCCAAGGGCACCAUCCGGGAGAUCGUGUUGCCAAAGGGUCUGGACCUCGACAGGCCAAAACGAACGCGGACAUCAUUCACCGCCGAGCAGCUCUACCGACUCGAGCUGGAGUUCCAGCGCUGCCAGUACGUAGUCGGCCGCGAGCGCACUGAGCUGGCGAGGCAGCUGAACCUGUCCGAAACACAGGUCAAAGUGUGGUUUCAGAACCGUCGUACCAAGCAGAAGAAAGACACAACCAAAGACUCUGACAAGCGCUCCUCCUCCACCUCCGAGUCGCUGGCCACCUGUAACAUCCUGCGCCUCCUUGAGCAGGGGCGCCUCCUCUCCGCCCAGCCCCCCAACCCCCUACUGGGCACCCACCACCCAGGAAACGGCUCUCUUUUAGGCAGCCCCGGAGGCUCCUCCUCGCCGGGUAGCAGCACACCACCGAGAAAUGGCGUUCAUGGGAUGGGCGGGACUUUCGGGCUGUCGUUGCCCUCCCUGGGUGGGACUCCGCCCUCGUCGCGUCUGGGCAUGCCGCCGUCGCACUCACUGUGCUUCUCCAUGCCACUGCUAGGGGGUGCUCAUCAUGAACUGGCAUCCGGGUAUGGGUGCGGAUCCUCUGCGUUCGAACCCUACAUGCGGCUGGACAGGAUCUCCAAGGAUGGCGAUCUGACUGGGAAGAAGACAGUUUCCUAAGGGGCGGCUACUUGGGGUUUUGGGAUGGGGUUAGGAUGACUCCCCCCUCUCUCCCUCCAUCCGGUCUACCACCACCUAUCCACACACCAACAUUGUUGUCCGUCGUUGGUUGGAUCACCAACAUCAUUGUCCAAGAUUGACUGACAAGGAUGGACAGACAGACAGCUGGGUGGAGGUGCACCUCAGAAGGAGCAGGGCUAUCCUUGCGCAGCCGUGUUGUCAUUGGUUGCACCCUGUACCCACCUGUUCUCCAGCUACUUGCUACUAAAUAUUGUCUAUAGAUUACAUUACAAGGAGUGCAACCAGUUACCCCUUCAAUACAUUACAUACUUCCCAGCAAAAUCAUCAUGUGUGGCAGCUUUCUGCCAGAACGUUCUAAGUCAAAUAAUCAUACACUUUAGCAGUUUCUAAUAUUAGUUCGUAUUGUAUAGUGUCCAACACUGAUUCCUGUAAAUUCUUUAUUUGGUUGGUUCUGUGUGUGUUUUAAAAUGUGGACAAAUGGUGUGUAAACUAAAUCUAGUCUUAGGUCAAGUCCAUGCUAAGAAAUAUAAAAAGAAAAGGUACUGGGGAUAUGUCCUCUCCAAAGUAAUGGGUUAGCGAUAGCGCUGUUAGCUUCAUCUCUGCUCUGCGCUACACCCUCACGUUGUUUUGUCGUACAAUUAACUGGAGUAAAUUCGAGGUCAACCUGAUGACCCCCGUUCAGAUAAUCUCAGAAUGUUUUGGAACACAAAAGGGUUUAUCAUGAUGGGGGGGUGGGGGAUUUGUAUUUGUUUUUAGUGUACAUAAAAUGCAACCCAUCUAUCCGGUACGUAUACUACCGCAUCACCUGGUAUUCACCACUCAUUCUCUUGUGGUUGAAUGUUGAUCACCUAGGUUUGGUGCACAGACACACAGACACAGACAGACAGACAAUUCCUACCUAACCGGUCCAUAUCAAUACUUCUCCUUAUCUCAUGGAACUCUCUCUGUGUGUGAUGUUCUGAUAGGUCAACACACACAGGAUGCAGUACGCGUCAAUGCUUUUUAACGGUUUUUAAUGUAAAUGUUUUCUCAGAUUGGUACUUUCAAAGCCAGUUGCUUCUUUUUCCCUUCUCUUGUUGUUAUUAUUUAACAGGUAUUUGGCUAUUCCCUCCCAGACACUCUCCCGUGCACAAGACUCAUCCAUUGUUUGGUUUCCAUUAAUUUAACUUUGAUAUAAAGCACUUUAUGUUCC
Molecule: messenger RNA, 2959 nt
Organism: Oncorhynchus keta (chum salmon)
Lineage: Eukaryota; Metazoa; Chordata; Actinopteri; Salmoniformes; Salmonidae
Gene: vax2
Product: ventral anterior homeobox 2
Exons: 3
Coding region: 817-1746 (309 amino acids)
Biological process (GO): central nervous system development; neuron differentiation; brain development
Molecular function (GO): DNA-binding transcription factor activity, RNA polymerase II-specific; DNA binding
Source: RefSeq, a predicted model, not a curated record